Molecule: messenger RNA, 1455 nt
Organism: Cyclocybe aegerita
Lineage: Eukaryota; Fungi; Basidiomycota; Agaricomycetes; Agaricales; Hemipholiotaceae
Source: the annotation of a GenBank genome assembly
AUGCGGGUCCGUGCGAGAUGGUCACGGGUGGCUGUCCUUGUUUGGUCCUUCGAGCCAAUCAGAGGCAGGAUUUGGCACUUGGUUCGUGGCCUCGUUCUUGCACCAUCCCCUCUCUUCUUUGAACAGCUCUCCUCUUUUUCCUUCAAUCUUCCAGUCAUGAGCGGACACGACAACGAAGAGCUUAUCGACUAUGAGGACGAGCACGACAUCCCCAACACUGGCGUACCGUCAAAUGGAGGUGUAGCGGCUGCUGGUGACGCGGAUGGCAAAGACAAGAAAAACUUUUCAGGCAUCCAUUCAACUGGUUUUCGAGAUUUCCUCUUGAAGCCCGAGUUGCUGCGCGCCAUCUCCGAUCUUGGUUUUGAGCACCCUUCAGAAGUCCAGCAAGAGUGUAUUCCUCAGGCUGUCCUGGGUAUGGAUGUGCUCUGCCAAGCGAAAUCUGGCCAUGGAAAGACUGCUGUCUUUGUCCUUGCCACUUUGCAACAGCUCGAGCCUGUCAAUGGCGAGGUAUCAGUUUUGGUACUUUGCCAUACUCGGGAAUUGGCGUUCCAGAUCAAAAACGAAUACACUCGCUUUGCCAAGUACAUGCCAGAUGUGCGAGUCAGCACAUUCUAUGGCGGUACUCCUGUCACGAAGGAUGCUGAAAUACUGCGCGACAAGACCAAAUGCCCGCAUAUCAUUGUUGCCACCCCUGGUCGCUUGAACGCCCUCACCAGAGACAAGGUCCUCGACGCAAAGAACGUGAAACAUUUCGUUUUGGACGAAUGUGAUAAAAUGCUGGAACAGCUCGACAUGCGCCGCGACGUGCAAGAAAUUUUCCGAGCGACACCUCACCACAAGCAAGUUAUGAUGUUCAGCGCGACUUUGGCGAAGGAUAUUAGAACCACAUGCAAGAAGUUCAUGGCAAACCCACUCGAAAUUUUUGUCGAUGACGAAACCAAGUUAACCCUCCAUGGCUUGCAACAGCACUAUGUCAAGCUCGAAGAAGCUGGAAAAAAUCGGAAGCUUAACGAGUUAUUGGAUUCCCUAGAAUUUAACCAAGUCGUCAUUUUCGUAAAGUCUGUUGCUCGUGCAAUCGAAUUGGAUAAACUUCUUGUUUCUUGCAAUUUCCCAAGCAUCAGCAUUCACUCGGGUCUUCAGCAAGAGGAACGUAUCAGUCGUUACACCGCUUUCAAGGCUUUCGAGAAGCGUAUCUUGGUCGCUACUGAUAUUUUCGGCCGUGGAAUCGAUGUCGAGCGCGUAAAUAUCGUUAUUAACUACGACUGCCCUCCUGAUGCAGACAGCUACCUGCAUCGUGUUGGGCGUGCUGGGCGUUUCGGGACCAAGGGUCUCGCAAUCACUUUCGUUUCGUCGGAGAGCGACCAGCAGGUCAUGGCGGCGAUUCAAUCUCGAUUCGAGGUUGCAGUUCCUGAGCUGCCUGACAAGGUCGACCCCGCCAGCUACAUGACGUCGUAA